Molecule: messenger RNA, 2805 nt
Organism: Dictyostelium purpureum
Lineage: Eukaryota; Evosea; Eumycetozoa; Dictyosteliales; Dictyosteliaceae
Exons: 3
Biological process (GO): DNA replication initiation
Cellular component (GO): nucleolus
Molecular function (GO): chromatin binding
Source: RefSeq, a predicted model, not a curated record
UUACCAAAAGAUGAAAAUCUUUCAUUUCAAGAAUUAGCAAAGUUCGAAAAACUUUUUUCCAUGGGUGAAAAAGGUAGCCAAGGUCAUGUUGUUGCAGGUGAUGAUGAAGUUGAAACUGAUGAUGAAGAUUUCUUUGUCAAUUCAUCUUUUGUUAACACAAAUUUAGAAAAUGCUAAAUUAGAGAAAUUAUCAUUAUCAAAACAAAUGGAAAGAGAUGGUAUCGAUAAAAAUUCAUUUAAAAGAAAAUUUAAAGAAUCUAGUGACGAUGAAGAAGAGGAAUUAAAUGAAAAUGAUGAAGUUUUUAAUGAAGAUGAAGAUGAUGAUUUUAGUGAUGAUGAUGAUAUAAUUGAAGAGCAAGUUAUGAAUGAUGUUAAAAGAGAAUGGAAACAAGAAGCAGUCGUAAAGAAGAAAUUACCAAUUAAAACACAUGAUGGUAGAAUUAAACCAAUUACUCAAGUCAUAUCUGCAAAAGAUUAUAAAGAAAGUCAAGAGAAGCAAGAAAAGAUUAUGGAAAAUAUAAAGGAACAGGUUUUAAAAGAAAGAAAAAUAAAAGAUAAAAAUAAUAAGAAAAAGAAACCAACUCCACAACCAGAAGUUAAAGAACAACCAAAACCACCACAAAAAAAAUCUAAAGAAGAAGAAGAAGAAUCAGAUGAAAGUGACACAGAAUUAAAUGUUGAGGAGUUACAAGGCGAGGAUAUGGAUGAUUAUGAAACAGCUGAAGUCUCACCAUUUGAUGAAGCAAGAUUAGGCGAAUUAAGCGAAGCCGAUAGAUAUUUAAAAGAACAACAAUUAAUUCAAAGUGCAAAAAAUAAUUUAGCAAGAUCAUCACAAACCAUUAUUUCAAAUCCAGAAAUUAAUAUUAAUUCAAUUAAAGAUUUAUUUUCAAUUUGUAUAAAUAAUAAAAAUAUUGUUAUUAAGAAAUAUAGUAUUUUAUCUUUAUGUGCUGUAUUUAAAGAUAUUAUUCCAGGUUAUAAAAUCAGUAAAGAUUUAGUUGAUGAACUCAAAGAUCCAUCAGGUGCAGGCGAUAAGAAGGAUAAACAAAAGCUUAGUAAAGAUGUUAAAAAGAUUAAGGAAUAUGAAAAGAGAUUAUUAAAGUUUUAUCAAAAUUAUUUAGUUUUAAUCGAAAACUCAAUCAACAAUAUUGUAGCUUUAUUACAAAGAAAGAAACCACAAGGCAAUGGUAUCGGUUUUUUCAAAAUUAAUGGUGGUUAUAGCAACAACGAUCUCACAUCAUUAUUACAAUGUAUCCUUAAAGCAGUAUCAACAUUACUUUGUGCUCAUCCACAUUUCAAUUUCCGUACCAAUUUAGUUACUAUCACAUGUCGUUUCACAGUAUUCAGAGAAAAAGAAAUCUCUAUGAUGUGUUUAGAAGCAAUUAAAACAUUAUUUGAAAGGGAUUCAACUGGUGGUGAAACAUCGUUAGAGGUAGUACGUUGUUUAGCAAAUGUAGCCAAAUCAGCACAAUACAUGAUCGAUCCAAAAGUAAUUAGAGUUUUCUUAGCUAUUCGUUUAAGUGAUGUAGUCGAUAAAGUCAAUCCAUUCGGUUUAGCUACCGAUCAAAAGACCAUUCAAGAUAAAAAAAUGGGUAAACACAUUACUCGUACCGAAAAGAAAAAGAGAAAGGAAGAAAAGAAAAUCGAAAAAGAAAUGAAGGAAGCCGAAGCCGAAUAUACCAUCAAAGAAGUUAAAUUCCUCCAAACUGAAAUUUUAAAAUCAAUUUUUGUUCUCUACUUUAGAAUUAUUAAAAAGGCUCCACAAUCACCAGCCCUCAAUAGUGUAUUGGAAGGUCUUGCUAAAUUCUCACAUUUAAUUUCCGUUGAUUUCUUGGGUGAUCUCUUGAGAGUAUUGGGAGAGCUCAUUGAGAAUGGUAUCACAUCAAUUGCCAACGCUUUAAAUACAAAUAUAACUGCUUUUAAAACAAUCAAAUUACAUGGUAACUCCCUUAAUGUAGAUUUAAAGGACUACUAUGUCAAAGUAUAUGGUUUGUUAACCGAAAUGAUUCUUCCAGAUCAACAAUCAAAUAUUCCAAUUGCAUUAGAGGCAUUCUAUUUAAUGUUGGGUGAUAAGAAACAAACUGCAGUUGGUCGUGUUGCCGCUUACAUUAAAAGAUUGGCCACCGUUUCGCUUGCAUUACCACCACAUGCCUCAUUGGCAAUCGUUUCAUUCAUUAAACAAUUAUUUGUCAUUUAUCCACAAACCCAACGUCUCUUAGAGAUGGAUCAAACUUUUAGUGGUGGUGAUUACGUUUAUGAAGCACCAGAUCCAGACCAUUGCAACCCAUUCGCUACAACUCUUUGGGAAUUAACUUUAUUCACCCGUCAUUGGCAUCCAAAGAUCGAGCCAAUCGUAAAACGUAUUUUAUCAUACAGCGAAGAACAAAUGGCAAAACAAUCAAUCUCUCGUGAAAAAUCACCAAUCGAAUUAUAUCUUGCUUUUGAUAAUAGCAAAGGUGGCUUUAAUCCUCAAAUCGAACCACCAAAAGAACAUUAUUUAGAAACUAAAGCAAAGAAAUUAAAGAAAUCAUACAAAAAUCGUGAAAUCUAUGUAUUUAUUACACCACAAAAACAAUAUAAUAAAUCAAGUUUCCUCAAACAAUGUCAACAACAAUCUAGCGAUAAAUCAAUUCAAAAAGUUUUAAAUACAGAUGUUAACCAAGAUGGUAUUCCAAAUUUCGAAUAUUUCACUAAAAAUUAUUUAGAAUAUAACCAACAAAUUAAAUUAUAUAAAAAAGCUGAAGAUUUAAAGAACUUGAAAGAAAAAUUAUCAAAAUUAAAAAUACAAUCACAAACUAAACAACCACAA